UUACAAGAGUAUUAAGUGAUCAAUCUCAAAAGUCAAUCAACUGCUCCCACUGUGUCUGACCUCAAAUUCAGCUAACGAUUAGUACUGUUAAAACUUCAGAUUGAAAAUUUUUUUGCUCCUCAAUUGAGUUAAUAUUUAUUCAUGAAUUAAAAACUAAGCAAUCUCAAUAAAUUUAACCGGUAUCAUCGCUCUCUUACGUUUUUUUCGGUGUUAGAGGGGGAAUAUAAACAACAGAAAAGUUCUUGAUCUUCAUUUACCCCUCCCUGAUCAAUAUUGCAUCAAACUAAGCUCGAAAGUAUAUUUUAAACGAUCAACAUUCAGUUCUGUUCGAGUGCACUUUCAGCAAAGAUUUGUUAAAAUGCAUAAACUCGCUUGCUUCGCAAUUCUGCUCUCUGCAGCAACAUGCACUUGGGCCUAUUCCAGCGGUGCACCAACAGCUGUUUGUGAUGACAUGACCCCCAAACAUCCAUUUGACCCACAAACCUCAGCACUUCCUUACACAGUUUCCAUCUCGAAGAAGACAGUCAAACCAGGCGAAGAAACUGACAUAACCAUCUCUGGCAAGGAUUUCAAAGGUUUCCUUGUUGAAGUGAGGAAAGGAGAUAAGGCCGUUGGUAGCUUCUUGGUGGACUCUAAGGACAAAGAUAUCCAAGCUUUGAAAUGUCACGGUUCUUCGAAUAGCGCGGCUACACAUUCCAAUGCUUCAGUAAGAAAAUCGAUAACUUUGAAAUGGAAAGCACCCCAAGAAAAAGGAGAACUUCAUGUGCUGGCCACCGUUGCAGCUGAUGGUGCAGUAUUCUGGGCAAAAAAAGACGUCGGUAAAAUAGUCGUUAAUUAAGUACAAGUGAUAAAAAAAUUUAUAGUUAUAUUUAAAAAUAAAACUUCAAAAACA
Harmonia axyridis is the source of this 892-nucleotide messenger RNA. It is a transcript of the gene l(2)34Fc, whose product is annotated as putative defense protein Hdd11. The transcript is spliced from 4 exons. Gene Ontology annotation, molecular function: oxidoreductase activity, acting on metal ions. The coding region runs from base 359 to 838 and encodes 159 amino acids. The record is from RefSeq and is a predicted model, not a curated record. NCBI's taxonomy places the organism in Eukaryota, Metazoa, Arthropoda, Insecta, Coleoptera, Coccinellidae.